Tuber aestivum (summer truffle) is the source of this 4133-nucleotide messenger RNA. Lineage: Eukaryota; Fungi; Ascomycota; Pezizomycetes; Pezizales; Tuberaceae. The record is from the annotation of a GenBank genome assembly.
CCUAAGAGCGUACGAGUAUCACACAUCUCUGCCCGGUCCUCGUCAACCAUCACCAUCAUCAUCAUCAUCAUCACCCUAUCAUCAACAUCGCUGACCAACGAAAUCCCUUUAGGCCCGCCAUUGUUCUUCCUCGCGGCAACCAACCCCACCUCACCAGUCACAUACCCCCCUUCCUUUUCCUUCGUUCAUCCAUCAACCCCGUCCAUCCCGAACCCUUCCAACUGUUGGCGGCCACGCAUACAUCGUCAGUUUUUCCACUAAGCUUCGACCGUAGUGCUCCUUCACCGCAUACGACCCCUUUGCCAAGGUUGCGGCUGCGACAGCCCUUCGAGAUCUCGACGAAACGGAUUCACUCAACGCCAUCAUGACCCAUUCCGAGGAGGAGUCUACCGCUUUGGCGCUUUUAUCACAGUUGUCGGUGUCGCCGUUCAGUCAACCGCAGAAUACACUUUCUGCGCUCAAACGGCUCAAGCAUGAACUCAUCGGCCAUGAACAGAAGAAGGAAUUGUUUGUGCGUCUGGGACUUGUGCCUCCACUCGUUAGGAUCCUGGAGGGUGCUGGUAGUGCGGAUGAAGUUUGGAGCAACGCUAGAUUAGAAGCUGGAAUUGCAGUUGGGAGCCUGGCUUAUGGUAUCGUCCCUUUAGGAUGCAUAUUUAGAUGAUCCGGAUAUCCGUGGCUGUUUUGCCCCCUCUGAGAAUAUCGUUAACCACUGAGUGGUGUCAUAUAGGCGGUGAAAAUUAUAUCUCGCAUUUGUUCAAUUCACAGGCUUUCCCUCCGCUAAUAGCUUCCCUGGAUCCUUCCUCAUCUCCGCCGAAACUUGUUCUAUCGUCCCUUCGCACAUUGAACACGAUUCUGGACACUUCAGCAUUCUCCGCGACGUGUCUCUCAUACACAAUCGCUACGGCUCUUUAUACCCCCGGGGUUCUGGAUAGUCUCUACAGAAUUCUUUCGCAAGAAUCUCCAGCUGCUUUAGUCCAACAGCAGAUUUCGCUCACAGCAUCCCUCAUUGCUAAAUCGUGUGGUCGGUGUGCUCCCGGCAGUUCGGAUAAUAGUGGAUGCCAUUCGGCUCACCAAAGGCUGCUUGUGGAGGCUGGAGUUCUCGGAGCCCUGAGUGCUAGGUUGGGGGGCCAUAUCGUGGCCGAGAAAUCUAUUCCUAAAAGCCCUAAAAAUGCUCAUAGCAGUGAUAUGCCUCCCCCUGCUCCUCCGGGUGCAAAGUUGGCCCCGAUUCUUGACGCCAUCUCCGUCAUCAUCAAGGAUUCUAGGCUUCGUUCUCUGGAGUUUCUGUUUUCUCCAUCAAUCGUAGCAAUCUUUCCUCUCCCUACCAAUGAACCUUCUGAGCCCGAUGUCCCGUCAUCCUCGUCUAGCAAACCGGGCGAGGGAAUAGUAGGUUUAACAUCCUCGAUAAACCUGCCUCAGCCUAAGCCCGCGAGCAACUCGAUAAUACAACCCCCGAAUUUGCUUAUAACACCGUCCGCCUUUCCCCCGCUCUCAGCAGCAUCUGUGGCCUCCCCCACCACUUCAAGUCACAUAACGGAAGGCUCGGUGCGUGGUAGUAGUGGCUUUCCAGCAUCAAGUCCUUUCUAUAACCCCCUGACAGGAGUCACAGAGUCCCAGGCCGCGCUUCUUGCCAGUGGCCAUGCUGGGGAUGAUUCUGGAUCUUCCACCGGCGGCGAUACUCCUCUACGCCAGAGGGCAGAGAUUGCCGAUCUGGAGGAUCGCAUACUUCGUUCGGCCGCGCUGGCUGUACCUGAGGGCGGAUCCAGCCGUUCCGAGGUCGAUCUCGAAAUUGAGGAGUCCCCCAUCUUACCGUGGCUAAUAUCGCAAGUUCGUUCCGGGGACUCCGUUACGAGACUGAUGGCAAUAAGUGUUUUGACAAAUUUGUUCAGGGUGGAGCUUGUGAGCAAGAAGCUUGUGCAUUUGCUGAUAUUGCUGGUUUUGCCGGUUCUAGUUCGACUUUUGACCGAGGAAGGUAAAGAGACUCGGGUAAAUGCAGGGAUUGGUAGCGUUGAUACGGAGACAUGGGCGAGCUGGACCAUUCAAGAAAAGGCGCCGGCGAUUCUGGCAAGAUUGGUAAUGGAUAGCACUGAAAUGCAAAAGGCUGCGGUAGAUGCUGGGGCAAUCAAGAAGCUGGCUGCGAUGCUGAAAAGAGCUAAUGAGUUACCAUCACCUGCAAUGAACGGUCACCAAAACGGAAAUUCCCAUGACUCAGGCCAUGCAGCGGAGCCAGGAAGUAAUCUGGAGGUCGCCCACAAGAUGAAGGUUAAGGAAGGGGGGUUGAAAUGUCUGGCUAGCCUUGCAUUAUUCAAAGAUGAAUAUCGGAAGGCGAUCAUUGAAACGGGGGUUGUCCCGGUCCUCGUGUCUUCGAUGAAACCACUCGAACCCAUUCCAACACCCGUGCCUCAGCAGAACACAGUUGGACAAGGAAAUCCCCCGGCUGUACUCACAGCCGCCUGCGGCGCUAUUAGGGCAUUAUCCCGCUCCGUCUCCAUUUUGAGAACCUCCCUGAUUGAUGCUGGAAUCGCUCUACCGUUGUUUGCUCUCCUCCGCCAUGACGAUAUCGAGGUACGCAUUGCUUCGACGGCAGCUGUUUGCAACCUCGUUCUGGACUUCUCCCCAAUGCGAAGGCCGAUACUAGAGGCCGGAGUUCUUGAUGUACUCUGUUCACACGCGAAGAGCGAAAACGCUGCACUAAGGUUAAAUGCGCUUUGGGCUUUGAAGCAUUUGGUUCUGGAGGCUGAGACUGAGGUAAAGAAGAAGUGCUUUGAGGGGCUGGGGGUGGACUGGCUCCUCGGGGUCAUCCGCCGAGACGUGUACGGGGAUGAAGAUGGAGAGGAUGAUGAGAUGGCGGAUAGUGAAGACGACGAUGGGGAUGAUACAGAAGGCGGCAUGGAGGACAGCAUCGGUGAUCUCAGGAGAAUGGGUGCUGGGCGGACGGGCGACGAGGAAUAUUUUGAUGCCCCGGAGGAGAGGGCCAGGUCAUGGGCAAGGAGGUUCCCCCCAAAGGCAACUGCAGUAAUGGCACAGCUAGAGAGGAGAGAGAGAGAUGACUCUUUAAGAAGGAAGAAGGAGGACAUUGCUUUGCAGGAACAGGGUCUAGACUUCUUGCGGAACUGGAUUUGCGGCAAGGAUCGCAAUCUCAUGAUUGACCAUCUUUUCGAGAGCGUCGGGAAAGAUCGGGUCUUUGAUAUUUUGGAGGACAAACUGAAGCAUAAGCGCUAUGUGAAAAGAGGGGAGUUGAUCUCUGAAUCUCCGCCUGGGGAAAUUGUGACUUCCGUUGUGUAUAUCCUUGUUCAUCUUGCCACAGGUUCACUUCCUCACAAGAAGGCCUUGAUCCAACGUGUGGAUCUUCUAAGGGCUCUAUCUGCCCUUUGGAAUCACCGACUUGCUCAUGUCAGAAGUGGUCUCGCAUGGGUUGUCAUCAAUCUUACCUGGCACGAAGAACAUGAGGAUAUCGAAGAGGUUCAGACUCGAGCCAGGGAGUUAAUCAGGCUAGGGUUUGACAAGAGCUUAGAAAGCAUGUCUCAGGAUUCCGAGCUGGACAUCAGAGAGAGAGUCAAGACUGCCAGACAUCAGCUGGGCAUUGCUGGGCCUGCGGAUUAACUGUUGUCGUCACCUACCUACAAUUCGAUUUGCAAAGAUAUGUGUAUUACUACUGGGCCCUGGAUCUCUGUCUUCCUACUCUUUAUGUCAGUCACCUAUCCCCCCUCCCUUGUUUGUUCCCUAGAUAAGGAAUGCGGGCGAGGUAUACGGGUGAGAUCGCCUUUUUUUUUUUUUUUUGUUAUUGGUAUUGAUUUUGGUCUUGUUUCUGCGAAUUUUCAUACCUUUGAUUUGCGAAGGGUUCAUUCAUCACGGUGCUAUGCAAAAAAGGGAAAGGGAAAAAUGUUAUUGGGGAACUAUUUGGCUAUGGGCUCUUUUCUAUGUUUGGUGAGGGAUGAUUGGUGGGCUUGAGGGAGUUUCAUUGGAAUUGAAAAAAAUCUGGAUACUUUUUUUUGUCGGUACAGUCAGUGUCUUUAGCCAGGAGAUGGUGGUUGGAUUGGUUAAGUUAAGGGCGUCUUGCAAGGGUUUCAUUCCUGUUAUGGUCUCAUGAAGGAGAAAGGGGGUUCUUGGUAAAAUGUCAAUGUUGGGUUGCCAUG